Echinococcus granulosus is the source of this 750-nucleotide messenger RNA. Its product is annotated as Serine/threonine-protein kinase. Gene Ontology annotation, biological process: protein phosphorylation. Gene Ontology annotation, molecular function: ATP binding; protein kinase activity. The record is from RefSeq and is a predicted model, not a curated record. Gene Ontology annotation, cellular component: cytoplasm. The transcript is spliced from 5 exons. NCBI's taxonomy places the organism in Eukaryota, Metazoa, Platyhelminthes, Cestoda, Cyclophyllidea, Taeniidae. The coding region runs from base 1 to 750 and encodes 249 amino acids.
AUGGACCGAUAUCACGUUCUUGAAUGCAUAGGUGAGGGUUCAUUUGGACGCGUUCACCGAGGUCGUAAACGCUAUACUGGACGGACUGUAGCCCUUAAGUUCAUAUCCAAAUCGGACAAAAGUGAUAGGGCCUUUCAAAACUUGAAAAAGGAGAUUGAAAUUAUGAAGUCUUUGAACCAUCCCAAUAUAAUUGCCAUCGUCGAUGCCUUCGAGACGCCAAAAGAAAUGGUCGCCGUUACGGACAUUAUUCAACUUGUCAAGAUGAUUACCACUAACAAGGUCAAGUGGACUGAUAAGAUGUCUCCUAUGUUCAAGAGUUUCCUAGCUGGUUUGUUGGAAAAGGAUUCCAAGCGGCGACUUCAAUGGCCUGAUCUUCUCUCACAUCCAUUUGUCGCGGAUCUUGUUGAUGGUAUAGGAAUUCUUCUAGGAUGGUUAAAUGAUUUUGUUUAUUUUCUCUUGUCCACUAAAACCUUCCCUAACGAUUUGAUGGUAUACCUGUAUAGGGAAAAGUUACAGCUAUUUUUUGUAUCGAAAUUUUUGAUUUAUUAUUUCGUUGUAAAAUGUAUGAGACAAUGGAACGAAUUGUUUUUGCUCAAGUUUUUUGCAGUGACUUUUAAUAUGAGGAAACCUAACACUUUAAUGCUACCUUCUAUUAUAUAUCUGAAGAUUUCCACUAUUAUUCCUUAUUUGCUUAUUGCUUUGUUCUUAAUGAAUCUUGGGACAAAUUUUACAACUCCUUGUGCUUACUGA